Molecule: messenger RNA, 1266 nt
Organism: Xenopus tropicalis (tropical clawed frog)
Lineage: Eukaryota; Metazoa; Chordata; Amphibia; Anura; Pipidae
Gene: rpp40
Product: ribonuclease P/MRP 40kDa subunit
Biological process (GO): tRNA 5'-leader removal
Cellular component (GO): ribonuclease P complex
Source: RefSeq, marked provisional
GCAGCAUGUUGCGCGGCUUGGAGGCAUGUCCCCGGCACUUGCUUGUGUGUGAGAAGUCCAGCUUUCUGCAUGAGAAGAGCCGGCACUCGGCGCUGGUCCAGUCUCAUUACUAUAACUGCUCUGUGUCCCUUUUAUUGCCGGAGUGUGCUAGUUUGCCAGAACACAUUAAAAGGACUGUUGACAACUUUGGGAGAUAUUAUCUUGUAAGGAAUCUGCCACUUCAUGAAUUUGUAAAAGAAGACUUUAUAAAUACAUUUGUAAAGAAAGGGGCAUUCUAUGCACUUACAUAUAGAACAAGGAUUGACCAAGAUAAUAGUGCAGCACUGUUGCCAACAGGAAAGCUAAUUUUAUCAGUAGACAAAGACACCUAUGAGGAACUGGGUCUUCAAGGCAAACCAUCCCUUUAUUCUGGUAAAAACCCUCUGCGAUACAUUAUUAAAAUUGACCUAACUGAAGAAGGUCUAGCUCCUGGUGGCAAGAAAUUUCAGCGUCUAAACUGGGCAUUUACUGAAAAGAAACCUUUAAAAUGUGACUUUCUCCUAGCUUGGGAUAACACAGGAGCACCUUCCAUAUUGUCAUACUUUUGUAAAUACACUGUGAAAGAGUGUAACUUUAAAAUAACUUCAAGGAUAUCAAGAGAUUUGCCUUGCCCUGUGUUGAAGAGUGGAGACCUGCAUGGGAAACCUGAAGAAUCUUGUAGUUCUGAAGAGCUUUUUGACUGGCUCGGUGCUGUGAGCAAUAGCAUUGACUGUGAUAAUGAUUCUUCCAAUUUCAUAUCAGCCUUUUGUUGCCCUCAUCCAAAUACCAUGGUAGAACGUGCACAUUUGUGUACAAUAAAUGGAUUUGUAACACCAGAGAAUAUUCAAAGGCUACUGGAUCAGUUACGUGAGUAUUUUGCUGAACCUAAAUUAACCCAGUGGGUGUCCCUUAUUGUGCAUGGUUUUGCCGACAGCCCCGUGUCUUGGAAAGAGUGUGAACAUGGAUUCUUCAAGGGUGGGGAAAACCUGUACAGCGUUGUUGUAUUUAACAACCAGGACUACUGGCUGCAGAUGGCUGUUGGAACACAUGAUGGUUGCCCUCCAUAAUUCUGAAUAUUAUAAAACAAUGAUCAAUCAAACUUAUUGUGUAAGCUUCUUGCAGUUAUAAACACUGCUGUACUGUUUGAAUAAUAUUUAUUUUCAUUAUUACAUAUUUUUAUAUGGAAAAGAAUGCAUACAUUUGACUAACAGACUGCUAUAAUAAAAUAAAUGAAAACCAUUUCAUAGA